Molecule: messenger RNA, 2982 nt
Organism: Lodderomyces pseudojiufengensis
Lineage: Eukaryota; Fungi; Ascomycota; Pichiomycetes; Serinales; Debaryomycetaceae
Exons: 2
Biological process (GO): proteolysis
Molecular function (GO): cysteine-type peptidase activity
Source: RefSeq, a predicted model, not a curated record
GAUGAAUCAUAUUAUGAAAAUAUAAUAAAAGAAUAUCAUAAUAAUAAAUCGGUUUUAAAUAGUAAAAAAUCUUCACAUUUAUCACAUCAGUCAAGUGAGGUAGAAGAAAAACCUAAAAUAAAUUCAAAAUUAACGGAAGCAUUAUUAAUAAAUCUGGAUGGUCAUGAAACAAAAGAUGUAUCAUCGUCACCAGUUUUAGCCAGAUCUAAAUCUAUGACCCUGUUAGCUAGGCUAAUACACAUUCAACCGGAUGAAUCAUAUUAUGAAAAUAUAAUAAAAGAAUAUCAUAAUAAUAAAUCGGUUUUAAAUAGUAAAAAAUCUUCACAUUUAUCACAUCAGUCAAGUGAGGUAGAAGAAAAACCUAAAAUAAAUUCAAAAUUAACGGAAGCAUUAUUAAUAAAUCUGGAUGGUCAUGAAACAAAAGAUGUAUCAUCGUCACCAGUUUUAGCCAGAUCUAAAUCUAUGACCCUGUUAGCUAGGCUAAUACACAUUCAACCGGAUGAAUCAUAUUAUGAAAAUAUAAUAAAAGAAUAUCAUAAUAAUAAAUCGGUUUCAAAUAGUAAAAAAUCUUCACAUUUAUCACAUCAGUCAAGUGAGGUAGAAGAAAAACCUAAAAUAAAUUCAAAAUUAACGGAAGCAAUAUUAAUAAAUCUGAAUGGUCAUAGAAAAAGAAAAUUCAAUGAAUCAUCAUUACCUAAAAGCAAAAAGGUUAAACUUUUGGGAUCGUCAUCAAUUACAUUCGAUACAUCUUCGAUAGAAAAAUUUAUAAGACCUAGAACACAAAUUGCUACGGUAGAAAAAGAUUUAGUUAAAAUAAUUCAAGGGACAUAUAAAUACGAAAAGAAUGGAGUAAAUGAUCUAAAGGUUGAAAUUAUACCAACAAAUGAUACAAAUGAUUUUGCUAAAACCAGAUAUAACACAUCAACUGAUCAUAGAUUAAAUACAACAAAACUAUCAACUCCUUUGAAAAGAAAUACCACUAAGGAUUCAUUGAAAAAUAAUGCCAAACAUAAAAAAUCAAAAAGAAAAUUACAGAGAUGCACCAACCCGUUAAAAGAUAAUUCUUUGAAACUUACGAGUGUAUUUUCUGAGCUCACUGAUCAAGACCAUAAACGUUUAGCGUGUUUAAAAAUUGAAGGAAAUCAAGAUCGUGUUCAUGGAACAAUAUCUAUAGAGUUGAAAGUAGAUGGUUUGUUUCCUUUAAUUGCUAACAAAGCUAAAAAUAAAUUAAUUACAAGCGAAAUUAUCGCUUGUUAUUCCGACUUAUUGAUGAACAUGUAUGAUAAUAUAUUUAUUAUUGAUUCUUCCUUUUGGAUAUUUUUUGAAAAUAAUGUAUCGUAUGCUACUUCCUGGAGAGGGCGAUAUGAAAUUGAUCCUUUUAGCCACGAAAAAGUUUUCAUAAUUAUAAAUGUUAAGUCACAACAUUGGGCUAGCGUUUAUGUCCAUACAAGAGAAAAAAAACUAUUUUGGUUGGAUUCUUUAGAGGAAACAUAUGGACAAGAUAGUAUAGCUAUUGAAAAUUUGAUCAAAGUAUUGAAUCAAGAUUCAAAUAAUUAUCAGUUGACUAAAUUAAAUAUACCACAACAGGAGAAUAGCUACGAUUGUGGGGUUUUUAUGAUGUGUUGUAUUAGGCACAUAGCUGCUAAUGUUCCACUUACUUAUAAUGGCAGUCAAAUAAAGCAAUUUAGACUGCAAAUUGCUUUAGAGUUAUUAGAUAAAACACUACUUCCAAUAGAAUAUUUAAAUCAACAAUCAUAUAUUGCAACAACAAGAUUAUCUAAUGAAUCAUCUAUAUAUAAAUCAAUUAAAUCUGUUAAUUUAAUAUGUGGUUUAGAUAUAAGAUAUGAUCAUUAUAAAUUAAGAAAUGGGAAUCUUAAUGAUAUUUGGGUUAUUGUUUUACAAAAUUUGAAAAAUGGAGUUGGUUACAAGGGGAUUUCUAUAGAUGAUGAAUUUUUAAAAUUUGAAGUUAUAAAUUUUAAUAUUUUGAGCUUUGAAAACGAGGGAAUUGAAUCAAUUAAUAUUCCUUUAUCUUAUAAAAUUGAUAAGAAAUGGAUUAUAGUGGUAUUAAUCGGGUUUAUAAGUCAAAUUACCAUAAACUUUUAUGAUUCCAAAUUGGAGAAACCGACAAAUGGUAAAAACAUAAAUGAUAUAAACAUAGUAGAAGAUCGAGGCUCCUUAGAAUCAGAUUGUAAAUAUACUUUAGAUAAAGAUAAAGGAAUAGCUAUUAAGUUACAAGAUGUUUUAAAUAAUCAAAUUUAUACAAAUAUUGAAUUUACUCAAUUGAAUAUAAUAUCUGCAAUUGCAUCAACUAUAAAACAUUUACCAAGUACUAAACUAGAGAAAUAUAAAACUAUUGAAAUCAUUCCAUCCAAUGAAUCAAAUGUUAUUGAUAUAACAAAUUUAAUAGUUAAGCUAUUAUUUUCAUUUAUACAAAAUUUAGAGAUUCAUAUUAAUACAAAACCAAGUUAUAAAUAUGAUUUAACAUCAAUUCCAGAACAAGUCAUACUACAAAAUAAACCAAUAAAACUAAGCUUAAUUCAAAAUUUAAAAUUAUUUUUAUUAAAUCAUGGAAUUUUUAAUUCAUCGAAGCUAAUAUAUAUAGAAUCAAAUUCGUUAAAGAAUUUAAUAAAUUCAAAAGAUUUAAAUAAAUUUAAAAUAAAGCAUUCAUCAAAUAUAAUAAAAGAAUUUUUAAAUCCAUUGUUAGUUGGACCUGUUUUGGUAACAGAUAUAUAUGAAUAUAGAACAUAUGGGUCCAAAUAUGGUUCAAUUCCUCAAAAUUUAGAAAUGAAAAUUAUAAAUUUAAAUAACCAUCAAAAUCUAGGAAAAUUAAUGAUUAGAGGUUAUAAUAUUGGGAAAUUUCAAAGAUUUAUUAAUAAUCAAAUUGAACUUACUAAUCAAAGAGAAAAUGAUGGAUUUAUGCCUUUACAAUUUAGAGAAAAUGUUAAAUGGGGUAAUGAUGGAUGUUUAUAUUUUGAUUGUUAA